Gavialis gangeticus (Gharial) is the source of this 1366-nucleotide messenger RNA. It is a transcript of the gene RILP, whose product is annotated as Rab interacting lysosomal protein. Gene Ontology annotation, molecular function: protein dimerization activity. Gene Ontology annotation, biological process: cilium assembly. The transcript has 6 exons. Gene Ontology annotation, cellular component: ciliary basal body; cytoplasm. Bases 41 to 847 code for a protein of 268 amino acids. Lineage: Eukaryota; Metazoa; Chordata; Crocodylia; Gavialidae. The record is from RefSeq and is a predicted model, not a curated record.
CCUGGGCGCAGACGGGGCCGCGCGGCAGGAGCGGGAAGUGAUGCUGCGCUUGAAGGAGGUGGUGGACAAGCAGCGGGACGAGAUUCGCGCCCAGUCCCACGAGAUCCUCCGCCGGAGCCGGGACACGGAAGCGCUGCAGGAGCAGCUCAGCCGCUUCAUGUCCAUGAACGAGGACCUGCGCAACAAGCUGGCUGUGACGCAGGCCCAGCUCCGGGGCGCGCUGGAGAAGAGCGGCAAUGCAGACACGGCCGCGCCGCCCAGCUGGCGGGAGCCGGCGAGCGCCGGGUCUGCCGCGGACGCCGGGAUCACCUUGCCUGGGGAGGAGCUGCAGCCGUGCGACCGAGCCACCAACUCCGCUGACAGGGGCUUCUCCAAGGAGGAGCUGCAGCAGAUCCUGCAGGAGCGGAACGAACUCAAGACCAGCCUGUUCCUGGUGCGGGAGGAGCUGGCCUACUACCAGCGGGAGCUGUUGAACCAAGAGCACGUCCCUGGGCUGGUGCUGGACGCGAUGAAGUCUGUUGUCAAGAGACAGAGGAAAAAAAUCCGAGCCAAGAUGCUGGGGACAGUGGAGGAGCCGGCGAGCAGUGGUAAUGAUGAUGAUUAUGACGAUGACGAUGACAAGGGCUCAUGGCUCCCGGCGCCCGAAGCAGGCAGUGUGGGCUCUCACACCCCUGGCUCCAAAAUCAGAAGCUUUUUUGGCCUGUGGUAUCGUGGCAGCAGCAGCUCGGACGCUUCCAGGUCAGGCAGCGCUGGAGCGUGGGAAAUCAUUGACUCGCAGGAUGUGUGCGCAGAGCAGGAUGGACGUGAGCCUGUGGCCAGUGUCCCUGGCGAGCCAGCGAGCGAGUGAGCGGGGACCUGGCCUAGCCCAGCUGUGGCCCUCUCCCUCCACCCGGUGCCCAGGACGCGCUCGCGGAUGACGCGGUGGCCUCGGGUGCGCUUGUGGCAUUGCUCUCCACGUCGCACAGCCAGUUCCCGCCGUGGCUGCAGAGGCAGUGUUGGAGCAAGUUCCAGCAUGGGGCAUCCUCACCACUGGUCUGAUGGUGCUGGGCAGCAACUCGCAGCCCAGUGUCCCGAUGCUGUGCAUCCCCGCCUGUUCCCAUCGCCAGCCCGGACACAUCCAGCUGUCGGACGACUGCCUUGGCUUUGUGCCCUCUGUGCCAGUGCUGCGCCUUGUGCCCCAGGAGCAGGACGAGGCACGUUCCUCGCGGCAGCAGGUUGGCUCAGCCGUGUGGGCAGUGUGGGACGCAGACGUGUUGGCAGGCCUCGGGGUCCAGCCCUUUGGGUGACAAGAUUGUGGCCAGGAUGCUGCUUUCUUGCUGUGGGCCUGGGAUCAGCCCCAGAAAUAAACUCGUUGGGUGCUGCGCCG